GUAGAAGCUGAACUUGUGACUAAACUGAAACUAAAACAGUUUUUGUUACAUUUCUUGUGUUUUUGGAGUGCUUCUAUCCCGGUUCAUUAAUUAAUAUACAUUUUAUUUUGGUUGUUUUCUGAAACCCUAUUAAAAUGUCUGUAAAUGAGAUAAUAAUAACACUGUGUUACAAAACAUCUAUCAUAAUCUUGACUAUUGCCAUAUGGUUUGUAUGCAUGUAUUGAGCUCAGCAUGCACUGUGAUGCUGGCAUGGCACCCUGCUAACACCCACAUGUCCAUGUCAGAGCCUCUGAUGAGCUAAUCUAGCGGUCAGCGUGGUGACGGGAUCCCCUGCAGAGAGAUGUCCUUCUUUAAGAGCUUCCAGCAGAACCUUCCAUCUGUCAACAUUUCCUCCCUUUUGGACACAGUCACCAGCCGCGUGGAUGACCUGGCCAACGCUGUCAGCGACGCCACAUACGCCGUCAGCGACCAGCUGACCGAGCAGGUCACCACUAUCAUCAGCAAUGUGCAAAAUGAGGAAGAUGUGGAAAACAGUGGCCUGGAUUCUGGUCAGACUUCCACAACACAGGAAGGAGGAAGAAAGGCCAGCAGCGCAGCAUCAAAGACCAACCAGUCCAGUGAUACUAAAGAGGCUGAGUGCACUCCGAGCCAGCAGGAGUGGGAAUGGAGGGAUGGAUGCUGGCGAGUUAAAAAGACAGAAGCUGAGUUAGCAGAGGAAAAGAAGAGGAAGAAAGAGGAGAUGGAGCUGCAGGAGAAGAAAGAGCAGAGGAGAAAAGAAAGGAGAGAAAAGCAGCUAGAAAAAGAAGUCAAAGCACAGAAGAACAAUGAAGAAUCCCCAGAUGGAGAGCAAGAGGAGGAAGCUGAUGCUUUAGAGAAAACCAACACCAGUAGUGGACAGGGCAGAAAUGCAAGCGACAGCGGAGACCACUCCACCACUCAGCAAAAAGGCGAUGAUGACUGCGUCAAACCUCCUCCAUCACCUGGUCCCGAGACCGAAAGCGGGUUAUCUAAACAGAAAAAGCAAACAGAAAAAGAAGAGGUGGCAGAAAGCCUUGAGAGAGAGGGCGAUGACGAGGAAGAGGCUGAGCUUUCUAGAUCUUCCUCAACAAUGAAAAAGAAAAAGUCAGAUAAGAAGAAGAGGAAAGGAGAAAAGGAGGGUUCAAAGAAAUCGGAGGAUGCCUCAGACGGGGAGAAAAAGAAGGAGAAAGUGAAGAAAAGCAAGAAGAAAAAGAAAGCAAACCAAGAGGGAGUUUUAUCUGGCAGCGAGGAGGACACAGGGCCCGGGGCCGGGGCCCAGCAGAACCCAGCUUCUGCGUGGAGAAACAAACGCAAACAGUCCACUGAGCAGGGCGGCUACAGCAGUGAAGCCUCCAGCGAACGGGCCAGCAGCAUCCAGAGAAUAAAGAAGAAUUCGUCCCUCAGUGAUCCCAAGCCUCCUCCGUACCAGGACGAGGGCUCGGCCCCGCGCGUGUCCUCUCAUUCCCGCUCGGAACGAGGGGUCCGGAGGGGGUCGUCCCCCCAGCACUGCGACAGCCCCCGCUGCUCCAGUGAGGCCAGUGUGGACCAGGACACUGAGAGCUACCUAAACAAAGGCUGUGGGGAGGACAUUCCCAGUGAUAGCACCGCUGUGCUGGGACCAGAGGACGGAUUUAGUUCUCAGCUCCCUACAGCCUACGAGCCAGAGCCACUUGCCAAAUACGGCACGCUGGACGUCGCCUUUGAGUACGACUCCGGUGAGCAGUGGUUGGCCGUCACAGUCACCGCGGCAACCGACAUCCCUGCUCUCAAACAGACGGGCAACAUUGCGUGGCAGGUCCACCUGGUCCUGCUGCCCACCAAGAAGCAACGGGCCAAGACCGGCGUGCAGAAGGGUCCGUGUCCAGUCUUCACGGAAACAUUUAAGUUUUCCAGGGUGGAACAGGAGGCCCUGGGGGACUAUGCUGUUCGCUUCCGCCUGUACAGUAUCAGGCGGAUGAAAAAGGAGAAGGUCCUGGGAGAGAAGGUGUUCUACCUGACUAAGCUCAACCUGCAGGGCAAGAUCGCUCUGCCUGUCACCCUGGAGCAGGGCUCUGAACUUACAGGUUGCGGCUCUGUAGUGAGCGUGUCUCGCAGUGCAGGAGCUCUGUCCUGUCGCUCCACUGAAGACUCUUCCUUGCCAGAGAUCCUCCUGGGUCUCCUCUACAACUCUGCCACGGGACAGUUAUCUGCUGAGGUCAUCCAGGGAAGCCACUUCAAAUCCACAGCGUCUGAUAAACCCGUCAACGGUCUGUUCUGUUGUAUUAAACACUUCGUAGGGGGGCAGCUUUAUAUCAUGAGAGACACCUACGUGAAGCUGACCAUGCUGGACUCCAAGGGGAAAGAGAUGUCCAAGUGUAAGACGGCUGUGUGCCGCGGCCAGCCCAACCCCACCUACAAGGAGACGUUUUUGUUCCAGGUGGCGCUCUUCCAGCUGUCCGAGGUGUCCCUGGUACUGUCUGUGUUCUGCCGCCGGAGCAGCAUGAGGCCCAGGGAGAGGCUGGGCUGGGUGUCCCUGGGCCUCAACAGCACCGGCGAGGAGCAGCAGACCCACUGGACAGAGAUGAAAGAGGCGGAGGGACAGCAGGUCUGCCACUGGCACACACUUACCGACACAUAGGAGGACGAUUAAUGCAGAGUGACAUUAACAACAUUCCCUAUGUGUGUCAGAGUUGUGG
Molecule: messenger RNA, 2693 nt
Organism: Etheostoma cragini (Arkansas darter)
Lineage: Eukaryota; Metazoa; Chordata; Actinopteri; Perciformes; Percidae
Gene: syt14b
Product: synaptotagmin XIVb
Exons: 8
Coding region: 341-2635 (764 amino acids)
Source: RefSeq, a predicted model, not a curated record